AUGCUCAAAGCCUUCGACUUCGUCGACGAGAGCCUCUAUCCCAAUAAAAUACCUUUGGUAUAUGCUGAACAAUGUCGUGGUUCUUUUGAACUUCCUGCCGCAUACCUAGCAGAAGACUAUAUCCCCGAUGAUCUCACUUUUGAAUUUUCUAAUGCCUACAAAGUGGCAGAUGAUAAGGCAAUUGUCACCAUCAGUAUGUAUACUUCAUCAGAUACUCCUGAAUUUUCGGAUUUGGAGGAGAUGAAAAUUAUUGGUUUGCCUUCUCCAGAUUCUACCGAUCUCAUGUACAGAGAUAAGACUCCGUUUGUUGAUUACAUACCGAGCCAAAACGUUUGGGUUUGGACGGCCACCAUUAUUACUGGUUUGGACCUAAAUGCUGAUAAUUAUUACUGUCUUGAAAAUUUCCAGGUCCAGUAUGAUUGGUAUACUGAGACUUCUUCUUACGACUUCGAUGUUACUUGUGCCCCUCAAGGAGAUUUCAUUGUUCCGUGCUAUCAGCUAGGAACCUCUAGUUCUGCAAGCUCUGUGAGCUCCUCAAGUUCUUCGAGUUCUUUGAGUACUUCAAGUACUUUAAGCACUUCGAGUACUUCAACUACUCCAAGUACUUCCAGCACUUCACAUCAUCCAACCACACCGAGUACCUCGACUACCUCGACUACCUCGACUACUUCACAUCACCCAACCACAUCGAGUACUUCAAGUACCUCGACUACCUCGACUACUUCACAUCACCCAACCACUUCAAGUACCUCGACUACCUCGACUACUUCCUGUUCCUCAACUACCUCGACUACUUCACAUCAUCCAACCACCUCAACUACCUCGACUACCUCGACUACUUCCUGCUCCUCAACUACCUCGACUACUUCACAUCAUCCAACCACUUCAAGUACUUCCUGUUCCUCAACUACCUCGACUACUUCACAUCAUCCAACCACCUCAAGUACCUCGACUACCUCGACUACUUCCUGCUCCUCAACUACCUCGACUACUUCACAUCACCCAACUACUUCUAGUACCCCAACUACUUCAAGUACCCCAACUACUUCAAGUACCCCAACUACUUCGAGUACCCCAACUACUUCGAGUACCCCAACUACUUCUAGUGUUUCAACUACCUCUAGUGUUCCAACUACUUCUAGUAUUCCAACUACUUCAAGUACCCCAACUACUUCGAUUAUUCCAACUACUUCGAGUACCCCAACUACUUCUAGUGCCCCAACUACUUCGAGUAUUCCAACUACUUCUAGUUCUUUGAGUUCUUCUAGUAUUCCAACUACUUCUAGUAUUCCAACUACUUCGAGUACCCCAACUACUUCAAGUACCCCAACUACUUCAAGUACCCCAACUACCUCGAGUAUUCCAACUACCUCUAGUUCUUUGGGUCCUUCUAGUAUUCCAACUACUUCGAGUAUCCCAACUACUUCUAGUUCUUUGAGUUCUUCUAGUUCUUCUAGUAUUCCAACUACUUCUAGUUCUUUGAGUUCUUCUAGCACUUCGAGUACUCCAUCUACUUCAAGUAUUCCAACUACUCCAACUACCUUGACUACUUCGACAACUACAGGUAAUUCAAGUACCUUGACUAUCCCAGUUACCUCAACCACCUCAUUAGACACUAUUUCCAGAACGGCAACUUCAAGUUCUUCAAUAUUGGGAUCAACUAGUACUCCUACUACUUAUUCCGUUACCACCGCUUCUGAAGUUGCUUCUUCUUCAGCCAGCACUGCCACGCUAAAGACUCCGAUUAUUAGUGAAGCGUCAUUUGCAACUUUGGCAACCAUUGUAACUUCUUAUACAACCGCGAUUGAGACGGUUACCUGCACCGAACUCAUUUGCACCACCUUAACUACCUCAGUCGAAACAACUGCAGCAUUUGUGUUUAUAAAGCCUUCUGCAGCUGCUGGUAACUCUCCAGCCGCUGUCUCCACAGCUGUUGUUGGCUACAUCGAGUAUACUACCACCGGUUGUGAAGCUAAUCUUUGCUCUGCUGUCCCAACUCAAGCCGUCGCUACUGCUACGCUUCCAUAUUCUGCUGUUUAUGAGGGAACACUAGAAGCUACAGUUACCCCAGUGGCUGUCAGUUUAUCUAGUUCACCAGCUUCUGCUUCCUCCGCAAGCCUCUAUUCCUCGAGUUCCUCUAUUUCCACUCAAUAUAUCUCCGAGCUUGAAGGUAGAGCCAACAGAUUGAAGUUUGGACUUACCGGAUUAGCAGUUGUUAUAGCUAACUUUGUGGCUUUACUUAUUUGA
Messenger RNA from Brettanomyces nanus, 2247 nucleotides. RefSeq lists its product as uncharacterized. The transcript has 2 exons. The coding region runs from base 1 to 2247 and encodes 748 amino acids. NCBI's taxonomy places the organism in Eukaryota, Fungi, Ascomycota, Pichiomycetes, Pichiales, Pichiaceae. The record is from RefSeq and is a predicted model, not a curated record.